Messenger RNA from Aspergillus japonicus CBS 114.51, 3500 nucleotides. RefSeq names its product ankyrin repeat domain-containing protein. The coding region runs from base 90 to 3500 and encodes 1136 amino acids. The record is from RefSeq and is a predicted model, not a curated record. NCBI's taxonomy places the organism in Eukaryota, Fungi, Ascomycota, Eurotiomycetes, Eurotiales, Aspergillaceae. Gene Ontology annotation, molecular function: protein binding. The transcript is spliced from 5 exons.
UUAUCUCGACAGUAGGUUUCAAAAACGAGUGCCUCCACCCCUUGUUGUCUACACAGAGCCGGUCCUACUCUGUACGUGUUGAUGAAAAUAUGAGAAGGUUGAGGCAGAAGGUCUCACACGGCUGGGAUUGUAUAUGGCACAGGGAGACUAACGCCGAUCGUGGGUCCACAAGUUCGAACCGCACACGGCACGACCCCGAUCAGCCUACAGAACAACAGCUGAAGGAAAGCGCGACCUCGUCGGUGCUCUGUAGAGAUUCGACCCCGAAGGAAAAAUAUCAUUGCGAGGAUCCUGAGCCGCGGGAUAUCUCCCAGGGCAACUCGGCGACAUUACCCAAACACACCCAACACCAUGAUACCCAACACUCGCUCGCUUACGUGGUAAAAGACGAAGACGCAGGGGAGAAGUCAAAACCGGACGAACCAUCGCAGGAGGAUCAUCACAAUAAAGGACAAGCUCGAGACCUCUGGAAUGAAGCCUUCGAAAAGCUAUCGCCUGCGACCCGAGCUCAACUUCGAGCAUUCGGCUACGAGCCGGUAUCCAGAACAUCGCAGCAGGAACAAAGCUUGAAUACCAUUAUCAAAGUUCUGCAGCAGAAGCAGAAGCAGUGCGAUGAAGAGACCUGGACGUUUGACGUCGGACAGCACAAGAUCAUCGUGCGAGACUACGCGUCCAAAUGUGCGACCUGGGUGCAGUUGAUCGGCGAUCUUGUUGUUCCCUUUGCGCCAUCGCAAGCGGCAGGGCCAUGGGGUUUGAUCAAGAAGGUUUUAGAGGUUCCUGUUGCAUUCGACAAGCAAAUGACCGCUCUACUUGGGACUGUGGACCGAGUCCUGCAGGUCACACACCGUGCCAGAGUAUACGAGGUCAUCUACUCGGCAGAGGAUGGUGGCAUUGAGGAGACGCUGCACCGAGAUCUUGUCAACGUCUACCAGGCUACCUUGGAAUUGUUGUCUUACAGUACUGAUCUACUGUCGACGUCGACUACGGAGAGAGUGCUAAAAGGAAUGUUCGAUCAGACCACGGGGCUGUUCUCCGAUCUCGCAGCGAAGGAACGCGAACUCAACUAUACGGCCAGUGCAUGCGAGAGUAAACGUAGUGCAGAAUCAGACGUUAAGAUAUUGCAACACAUGCAGGCCCUUCAGGGCUACCUUCCUCGGAUUGACAGCCGGGUGACAGCAUUUCUGGAGCGGCUUGAGGUGAAAGAUGCCCUCGAGAUCCUGGAUUGGGUCUCGUCUGUCAAAUAUGGAGAGAAUCAUAACUUAGUGCGCGGCAAUCGGACGCAGGGAACUGGGGAUUGGCUGCUACAACACCGGAUCUUCCGACAGUGGGAGGACAGUAGCUCCACAGCCGUGCUGUGGCUGCGAGGAUCUCGAUCGAGAACUGACAGCAGCCAAGCGGGCACGGGGAAGACCUUUCUCACCUCGAGAGUCAUCGACCACGUCGAAGGCACUCUCCGAACGACCGCCAACGACGAAGGCUUUGCCUACUUCUAUUGCAACCGAACCGAGGACAUCCGUACCCGCCCUUUGGCUGUAGCCCAGAGCUAUGUUCGCCAAUUGUCGUCUUGCGCAAUCAAAAUCAGCUCUUGUUACAUUCAGUCCAAGCUUCGGAUCUGCUAUAAGGAGCAGCGGAUUCGUGCAGCAAGUCUAGACCUUGCACUCUGUAAGACUCUCUUGAUCGAGUCCUUAAAUCUCUAUCCCCGGACCACCCUGAUACUGGAUGCAUUUGACGAGUGCGACCCUGCAUCGCGGAAAGAACUUCUGCGACUGUUUGAGGAAUUGCUCCGAGUCAGCAGAAGGCCGGUUAGACUCUUCAUUGCGAGCCGCCCUGACGGCGAUAUCCGAAGUCGAUUCCAGUCCCACCCGAACAUCGAAAUUCAGGCGACAGAUAACCGCGACGAUAUCCAGAUGUAUAUCAGGCAGAGAAUCCCUGACGUGAUUGCACAUGAGGAACUCCACGCUCCGGUAAUGUCGGCUCUUUUAGAGAAAUGUGAUGGCAUGUUUCAAUGGACCGCUCUGCAGCUCGAUCAGCUGGCGAAAUGCGUCAGCGCCGAGACAAUCUUGGAAUGUCUGGGGAUACUUCCAAGGACACUCGACGAGACAUAUGACAGGCUCUACCAGGAGAUGUACGACCGCGGGAGUCACGAUCGAAAACUUGCGCAACGGGCUUUCCAAUGGGUUCUGGCUGUGAACACCCCACUCUCACGACAGCAGCUCCUGGAGGUAAUCCGCGUCAAUCCCGAGCACGAUGGGGUGGAGUUAUGUGCCCCAAUCACUUCGGAUGAGUUGCUUUCCUUGUGUCGCAAUCUCCUCGUCAUUGACUCGGAGCAGGAUUUGUGGAGAGUCUCGCAUCUGUCGGUUGCAGAGUACUUUGAACAACGCCACGGUUGGCACAACGUGGCGGUCAACUUGAUGGCCAGCAAGGUCUGUCUGCAAGUAAUGCUCAGUGAGAUCUACUGGGGUCGUUUGAUGGGUUCGAGCCUGCCUUCUGAACUGGGCGCCGAGGUUGAUUAUUCACCAGUGUUGAUGCGAUACAGCGCAUUCAACUGGCACAAGCACCUUCAGAGACUUGAGAACAGCCCUGUGGCAAUGGAUGACGACUUGGCGCCCGUUACAGGCCUUCUUGAGAAGUUCCUCGGUGCCCCGGAAGCCAGCAGUGCACAAUACCGCCUCUGGGCGCCGUUGGAAGACAUGGAACCUGCUGACUGCUCAAUUCUGGCUGUGUGUAGGUAUGGAUUUGUGCAAAUAUUGGUGGAUUGGUGGAGAAGAGCCGAGCUGAGCCCUGUCUGGAGUGAUGACAUCGGGCCCAGUCCCACGAUGGUGGCCGUCAGGAAUGGCCAUGCCCCAAUUGUGCAGGCUCUUUUGCAGAAAGGCGUCUCUAUUGCCGCUCAAGCCAAUUCGAUGACGGGCCUCACACCACUCAAGGCAGCAGUGUCUCAGGGCCAAGUCGAGGUGGUCAGAAUUCUCCUGGAAGAAGUAAACAGAGAUUUCAGCUCCCAGGAGGCCACCGAUGACUGCUCGCCCAGCAUAUUGGAGAGCUGCUCGCGCUUCACAUCCUCCGCAUUGGAGGCAGCUAUCCUGAACACUGAUCUAACCAUGUUGAGGCUAUUGGUUUGUGUAGGCUUUGCGGACGCCAAUUUGCGUUUACCUUUAAGCGAUUAUGGGAGUGUACUUGUGUUAGCUGCUGGUCUGGGAUGGCUGGAAGGCAGCCAAUGCUUAGUGGAGGAAGGGGGGGCAGAUGUCGAUCUGCUUCUGCACCAUGGGGCGUACGGCAGCGCUCUGGCUGCUGCUGCAUGGUGCUCGCGAAGGAGUGCAAAGGCAUUAGAGCUGAUGAAAUACUUCGUGGAAAGUCGCCAGGCCAACGUCAAUCUGCCCCUCCAUACGGGCCUCCACGGAAGUGCCUUGGCCGCCGCCGUUGAUGCCGGUGCUCCCAGAGCCAUUCGGUAUUUGCUCGAUGUCGAAGACUUCUCGAUGCUAAAGAACAAGUCCGAUGGAUGCUGA